AUGAAUAAGCUUGUUACAAAUAAAAAAGAACGUUUUGAGCUUAUAGAAAAAAGUUUAAUAAAGUUAGAUUCUAGCAUUUAUUAUUUAUUGAUUUUAGUAAAUUCAAGAGCUAAAGAAAUUUUAAAGAGCAACUACAAAAGGUUUUACUUAAAAUAUAAUUAAAGUAAAUUCUAGUGUAAAAAAUAACUUAAGUAAAUACUUACUAUUGCUUAUUAGGAACCUAUUGAUUAUUGUUAAAAAACUAUUAAAAAAUUAUCUUAGAAGAUAGAUAAUACAUUUAAAGGAAUUCUAUUUAACUUUAUAAUUACUCUCAAAGUUUUUAUUAUUUUUUAGAAAUUAAUUUUGUCAGUAGUGUGGGAUUGCACAAAAAACUCUUCCUUUGAAAAAACUCAAAAUUUUUUUUUAUCUUUUAAGAAAAAAAGAUAAGAAUAAAAAAUAUUUUUUUUAAAAAUCCUGGUAAAAAAGCUAAAAUAAAUAGUAUAGAAUCUGGAUAAAAUAAAAUCUAAUCAACUUUUGACAUUAUAUCUAAUUACAAAGAUGGAAAAAUAAAUUUUCAUUUUAAGUUUAUAAAAAAGAAUAAAAUUUAGAUAUCUAUAAAUUUAAAUGAACUAAGAGAUUAAAGUUUUAGUAAAUUAGUUUAUUUGA
Tetrahymena thermophila SB210 is the source of this 645-nucleotide messenger RNA. RefSeq names its product transmembrane protein, putative. The record is from RefSeq and is a predicted model, not a curated record. The transcript has 3 exons. Lineage: Eukaryota; Ciliophora; Oligohymenophorea; Hymenostomatida; Tetrahymenidae.